Messenger RNA from Colletotrichum godetiae, 252 nucleotides. RefSeq lists its product as uncharacterized. The transcript is spliced from 2 exons. The record is from RefSeq and is a predicted model, not a curated record. The coding region runs from base 1 to 252 and encodes 83 amino acids. NCBI's taxonomy places the organism in Eukaryota, Fungi, Ascomycota, Sordariomycetes, Glomerellales, Glomerellaceae.
AUGUGUGCCAACGGUCACGCAUCAGCACACCCGCGCUACAGAUCCAACUAUCCCUUAGCUCCAUUGCGACCGCCAGCCAACAAGGUCCUCAUGAAGCCAUGGGAAAGGAGGUUUGCGACGCUGGCGCAUACUGGAAAGCGUGGUCACGAAGAGAGAGCCACCAGCCGCCGCCAAAAGAAGAAUUGUGCGACGCAAGCGUCCAGAGCUCCCCAGCUCAGCACCACCACGCCCCCAGGUUGGUCCAGAUUUUAG